UCGUAACGCCUCGGGGAAAGGGAAGCGGACGGCACUGCGAAUUGCUGCCUGUGGCUUUUUAUUUUUCUGCUGACAGGAUUUGGUCACUGGUUCUUCAUCUUUUGUCUGUUGCACGCAUCCAGCCCUCCCCAUUUGCUUUCCCACUCCUUGGAUCCAGCCCUCUGGGCUUUCACGCCAGUUCUCUCACCCCGCCGUGAGCCCCUCCUGGUCCCCGGGCGGGCCUGGCACGGAGGCGGUAACUAUGGAGAAUAUGGCGGAGGAGGAGCUGCUACCCCAGGAGAAGGAGGAGGUGGAGGUGGCCCAGGUCCAGGUCCCGACCCCAGCUCCGGCCCCGGAUUCGGCCCCGGCCCCGGACUCGGCUCCGACUCCGGCCUCGGCUCCAGCCCCAGCCCCUGCCCUGGCCCAGGCUCCGGCCCUGUCCCCGUCCCUAGCCUCUGCCCCUGACGAGGCUGAAAGCAAGAGACACAUCUCAAUUCAAAGGCAGCUUGCUGAUCUAGAGAAGUUAGCUUUCGUAACUGAAGGGGAUUUUGACUCUGCCAGUUCGUUGAACUCAGAUAAUCUUGAUGCAGGAAACAAACAGUCUUGUCCAUUGUGCCCUAAGGAAAAAUUCAGAGCUUGUAAUAGCCAUAAGCUUCGUCGUCACCUUCAAAAUUUACACUGGAAAGUCUCGGUUGAAUUUGAAGGUUACAGGAUGUGCAUCUGUCACUUACCUUGUCGACCAGUGAAACCAAACAUUAUUGGAGAACAGAUAUCCAGUAAAAUGGGCGCCCAUUAUCAUUGUAUCAUUUGUUCAGCAACAAUCACCAGAAGGACCGACAUGCUGGGACAUGUUAGGCGACAUGUGAAUAAAGGAGAGACGAAAUCCAGGUAUACUGCUGCUUCUGCUGCUAAACCACCUAAUGAAAUUUUGAAAGAGGCAGACACAGAUGUACAAGUUUGUCCUAACUAUUCUAUACCUCAAAAAACAGAUUCCUAUUUUAAUCCCAAAAUGAAACUAAAUCGACAGUUAAUAUUUUGUACAUUGGCUGCUUUGGCCAAGGAACGAAAACCUUUGGAAUGUCUAGAUGCCUUUGGAGCCACUGGGAUAAUGGGAUUACAAUGGGCAAAACAUCUCGGAAAUGCAGUUAAGGUUACGAUUAAUGACUUGAAUGAGAACUCUGUGACACUGAUUCAGGAAAAUUGCCAUUUAAACAAGUUGAAAGUGGUGGUAGACAGUAAGGAAAAGGAAGAGAGUGAUGAUAUUCUUGAAGAAGGAGAAGAAAAUCUUGGUAACAUUAAGGUGACCAAAAUGGAUGCCAAUGUACUAAUGCAUUUGAGAUCCUUUGAUUUCAUACACCUAGACCCUUUUGGAACAUCGGUGAACUAUCUAGAUUCUGCAUUCAGAAAUAUAAGAAACCUUGGCAUAGUGUCUGUGACUUCUACAGAUAUCAGUUCUUUAUAUGCCAAGGCACAACAUGUUGCCCGGCGUCACUAUGGCUGUAAUAUUGUCCGAACUGAGUAUUACAAGGAACUAGCAGCCAGAAUUGUUGUAGCUGCAGUGGCAAGAGCUGCAGCCCGAUGUAACAAAGGCAUUGAAGUACUGUUUGCAGUGGCUUUGGAACAUUUUGUGUUGGUUGUUGUGCGAGUUUUGAGGGGGCCUACUUCUGCAGAUGAAACAGCCAAGAAGAUUCAGUACCUGAUCCAUUGUCAGUGGUGUGAAGAGAGAAUUUUUCAGAAGGAUGGUAAUAUGGUAGAAGAAAACCCAUAUAGACAGCUGCCCUGUAACUGUCAUGGAAGCAUGCCUGGAAAGACAGCAAUAGAACUUGGACCUCUAUGGUCAAGUUCCCUUUUCAAUACUGGAUUCCUCAAAAGAAUGCUAUUUGAAUCUCUUCACCAUGGUUUAGAUGACAUUCAGACCCUAAUAAAGACAUUAAUCUUUGAAUCAGAGUGUACUCCUCAAAGUCAGUUUUCAGUUCCUAUGCCUUCAAAUCUCAAGCAAGAAGAAUGUGGUGUGUUUAUUAAAACUACAGAUGAUACCACACCAGAUAACUACACUGCACAAGGAAAAAGAAAAGGUAAUGAAACAGUCACAACUUUAGCCAAAAGGCAAAAGACUGAUGUCAGUACUGAACAUCCUCCCUUUUAUUACAACAUCCACAGACACAGCAUUAAAGGAAUGAAUAUGCCAAAGUUGAAAAAGUUUUUGUGCUAUCUUUCUCAAGCAGGCUUUCGAGUGAGCCGAACUCAUUUUGACCCAAUGGGUGUUCGUACAGAUGCACCUCUGAUGCAAUUUAAAUCGAUCCUUUUAAAGUACAGCACCCCUACAUACACGGGAGGACAGUCGGAGGGCCACGUCCAGCCAGCAUCGGAGGAUACAGUGGCUGACAGGGUUGAAAUGUCAAUGAAUGACAAAGCAGAAGCAAGCAGUUGCAGAAGAUGGUAAAUGUAGUCAAGAGUUACUCCAGAUGUCUGUCUAGAUGGCCUGGUAGUUCUCUAUACCAACUGUAGUUCUUUUUCUAUUCUUUUAAUUCAGUGGUGUAAAAAUAAAAACCAGUGCUGUUUUCAUUCAGAAAAUUAGCAGUUUCUAACUUAGCUAGUUUGGGAGCUGUGCUUUCCAGUUUUUUCUUAUUGUAAAGAAAACUUAAAAUUUUAAUGAAAACAUUUCAUAUGAAGCCAGGUUUAUGACUGAGAUCACCCUACCAUUUAGUAACUCAGAAAACUUUCACUUGCAAAGUGUUUGGAAUUUUAUGUAUGUUAUGGAACCAUCCUUUACUGUUCUUAAUCACAUGUCUACUUAAACUGAUUCAUGUCUUUCUGUUUAAGCACACAAAAUGAAGCCAAAAGCCUUUUACGUAUUACCCUAAAUAGAACAAUGCCCUUUCAUGUCACUAACAUUAUUUCACAAUUACAGAGCUAAAAUGUGUUCCCAAUUUUCAGAAAUCAUACUUCUUUCCACAUUGAUCUUUUAAUUUAUUACUAGCUUUUGAGAAUUUAAAUACUUGUCUGAGAUAGAAAUAAGUUUUUCUUUUAAGUUUAAGGUCAGGUGACUUAAGUCAGAGUAAGAGUUUGUCAAAGUAAAUUGAGACCAUUGUUCUAAUAGUUGUUCAUAAGCACCGAAAUUCUGGAGAGUUUUUGCUGUAAAUUAAAUCGGGUGAUCUCAAGUGCCUCAGUUAAUGCACGUACAAUAUUCAUUUGCUUGUUUGUGCUACCUCUCAGAAGUAAAACUUGCCACCUUAUGAACUUACGAAGUAAGGAUUUUGGGGGGGGGGGGUGGGAGACAGAUUUGCUUUGUUUUUGGGUGUGUGUAUGUGCUCAUUUUUUUGUAUAAGUAGCCCAGGCUAACAUGACUAUGAAAAUUAGUAGAAACUCCAUUAAUAAAUUUUGUUCUUGCUUCAUUUGAAUGUAAAAGUUUGGAUAACAGGAUUUGGUAUAAAAUUUAGAUUUUUGUCUCAAGGACUUAAUCCAUAUUUACCCUGAAUUAUUUUUUAGAGGAAGUAACUUUUUAUCUGAGCAUAAAGUUUGGGGGAUGGAGAAGAGUUAUAACUGAAAAGGUUUUAAAUACACUAUGGAAGAAAAAAAGCACACCCAUGACAUAUUUAAAAUUCCAGGGAGUGAGAUCAACAUAGUAGAUGAGCAGAAAUAAAAAAAAUUCUUUGUGUUAUUAUAGCAUAGUCCUAGGAGGAUGUGUUUUCUCCCAUUAGUAGAAUCAUAUUUAAAUAAACGAACAGGUGAACUGCGAGUGAUAUACUAGAAUGACCCCCC
Prionailurus viverrinus (fishing cat) is the source of this 3741-nucleotide messenger RNA. RefSeq names its product tRNA methyltransferase 1 like (gene TRMT1L). The transcript is spliced from 15 exons. Gene Ontology annotation, biological process: tRNA N2-guanine methylation. The record is from RefSeq and is a predicted model, not a curated record. NCBI's taxonomy places the organism in Eukaryota, Metazoa, Chordata, Mammalia, Carnivora, Felidae. Gene Ontology annotation, molecular function: RNA binding. The coding region runs from base 242 to 2422 and encodes 726 amino acids. Gene Ontology annotation, cellular component: nucleus.